AACCGAGGGCACUGGUGGAAGCCGGGAGGCUUCCAUCCCGGCAAGAUCCGGGAGAUGUACUGGGAGCAGUCCCAGAGGCGCUACCGGGAGAGGACGCUGAAGCUGAACCUCAAGAACCCGAACAAGUGGAAAUACCGGCCGGAGAGGAAGCCUCACGGGCUGACGCCCCGGAGGCCGGUGGAACCCGAGGAGGACGACGAUUCCAAAGAGGGCUUCUUGCUCCCAUCGCAAACACGGCGGGCCACCGUCAGAUUCAGCCUCCAGACCAGAUUUCACCAGUCUUCGCAGUGGUCGACCGUCUCCCCCUCGGGCAGCGUCAUCAACGAGCUAGCGAAGAUGGGCGACCCAGACGUCCUGGAGAUGGUGCAGCAGCAAGACAGACAAGUCAGUAGAGAAGAACAUCAUUCCAGAGCAAAUGAGGACCCGAGAAGCAGAGAGUCCAGUUUUCUCAUCUGUCGAGAAGCACAGUUUAAAAAAGAUGAACAAAGCAAAGACUCUAUCUUCUUCAGAGAUGGGAUUAGGAAAAUUGAUUUUGUGCUUUCCUAUGUUGAUGACAUAAAGAAAGAAGCAGAACUGAAGGCGGAAAGAAGAAAAGAAUUUGAACAAAAUCUCAGAAAAACUGGUCUUGAGUUGGAAAUUGAAGAUAAAAUGAACUCUGAAGAUGGAAGGACUUAUUUUGUCAAGAUCCAUGCCCCUUGGGAGGUGUUAGUUACUUACGCCGAAGUGUUGGGAAUGAAAAUGCCUGUUAAGGAGAGUGAUAUUCCCUCAGAUGACAGAAUCCCUUUUAGGUGUAUGCUUGAGCCUCUGAAGCUCCCCCGGGAUGUGAAGCACCCCACCCCGGAAUAUUUCACUGUCCAGUUCACCAGACAUCGGCAAGAGCUCUUCCUCAUUCAAGAUGAGUCAAGCUUCUUUCCGUCCUCAUCAAGAAACAGAAUUGUUUAUUAUAUUCUCUCACGGUGUCCUUUUGGCGUGGAGGAUGGGAAGAAAAGGUUUGGCAUUGAAAGACUGCUAAAUUCUCACACUUACUCAUCUGCCUUUCCACUCCAUGAUGGUCAGUAUUGGAAGGCAUCAGAACCUCCUAAUCCUGUCAAUCAAAGGAACGUACUCUACCAGAACUGGGCUCGGUUUUCUUAUUUUUACAAGGAGCAGCCUUUUAAUUUGAUUAGGGAUUAUUAUGGAGAAAAAAUUGGCAUCUAUUUCGUCUUUCUUGGAUUUUACACAGAAAUGCUGUUUUUUGCAGCUGUGGUUGGCUUGGCUUGUUUUGUUUAUGGUUUAUUAACGAUUCCUAAGAAGUCAGGCAGCAGUGAGAUUUGUGAUCCUGAGAUUGGGGGUCAGCUUAUCAUGUGCCCACUCUGUGAUGAACUAUGUGACUAUUGGAGACUAAAUUCAACGUGUUUGGCUUCAAAGAUCUCCCAUUUAUUUGACAAUGAGUCAACACUGUUCUUUGCUGUUUUCAUGGGAAUUUGGGUCACAUUGUUUCUGGAGUUUUGGAAGCAACGACAAGCCAGACUGGAGUAUGAGUGGGACCUGGUGGACUUUGAAGAGGAGCAGCAGCAGCUCCAGCUGAGACCUGAGUUUGAAGCUCUGUGUAAGAAGAGGAAACUGAACGCAGUGACUCAGGAGAUGGAACCUUACUUGCCUCUAUAUAGCCGUCUUCCGUGGUACAUUUUAUCAGGAGUCACAGUGAUAUUAUGGAUGGCUCUGAUUGUCGCGUGUAUGGUAGCUGUGAUUGUAUACCGCCUGUCAGUUUUUGCUACAUUUGCUAGCUUCAUGGAAAGUGAAGCAUCCUUAAAGCAUGUCAAAAGUUUCCUCACUCCCCAGAUAGCCACAUCUCUCACUGGAUCGUGCUUGAACUUCAUUGUCAUCUUGAUCUUGAAUUUCUUUUAUGAAAAGAUAUCUGCCUGGAUUACAAAAAUGGAAAUUCCUCGGACUCACCAGGAGUAUGAGAGCAGUCUUACCUUGAAAAUGUUCCUGUUUCAGUUUGUAAAUUAUUAUUCAUCCUGCUUCUAUGUAGCAUUCUUUAAAGGGAAGUUUGUGGGAUAUCCCGGAAAAUACACAUAUUUGUUUGGUGUGUGGAGAAGUGAAGAGUGUGAUCCUGCAGGCUGUCUAGUAGAACUGACAACCCAGUUGACCAUCAUAAUGACUGGGAAACAGAUCUUCGGAAACGUUAAAGAGGCCAUUUAUCCCUUGGUUCUGAAUUGGUGGAGACGCCGAAAAGCCCGAACCAACUCUGAAAAGCUAUACAGUCGAUGGGAGCAGGAUCAUGACCUUGAAACUUUUGGUUCUCUUGGGUUAUUCUAUGAGUAUUUGGAAACAGUUAUCCAGUUUGGAUUUGUUACAUUAUUUGUGGCCUCUUUUCCUUUGGCCCCUCUUCUCGCGCUCCUGAAUAACAUAAUAGAGAUUCGAGUGGAUGCCUGGAAGCUUACAACUCAGUACAGGAGACCUGUAGCUGCGAAGGCUCAUAGCAUAGGUGUUUGGCAAGACAUUCUUUACGGAAUGGCUGUCCUUUCUGUUGCAACUAAUGCUAUUAUUGUUGCAUUUACAUCGGACAUGAUUCCCCGUUUAGUUUACUACUAUGCCUACUCAGUAAACGAAACUUGGCCUAUGAGAGGAUAUGUCAAUAACAGCCUGUCAGUAUUCCUCAUAGCCGAUUUUCCAAACAACACUGUACCUUCGGAAAAACGAGACUACAACACUUGCAGAUACAGAGAUUAUAGAAAUCCUCCUGACAGUGAGGACAAAUAUGUUCAUAAUAUUCAGUUCUGGCACGUCCUUGCUGCCAAGAUGACCUUCAUCAUAAUCAUGGAGCAUGUUGUGUUUUUAAUUAAAUUUUUCUUGGCCUGGAUGAUCCCUGAUGUUCCAAAAGAUGUUCUGGCAAGAAUCAAGCGAGAAAAGUUAAUGACUGUCAAGAUUCUCCAUGACUUUGAACUUAACAAACUAAAAGAGAACUUGAGGUUGAGUUCUGCUUCUUCUGAUUUUGACAGGCAUUUCGCUAUUAAGGAAAGCAAAGCAAAUCUGGCUGCAUCAACAACCUAAUUAACACAAUGAGCACCGGUUGGUUGCCUGUCUGGCUUCACAGUUUAUCUGGAUUUGGAGCCAAAAGCCAGAAGCCAUGUGUCUUUUACCCUUUCUUCUUCUUCUUUUUUUUUUUUAACUCAGAGUUUUUGUACACUUUUAUGGAGGCCUUUGUACAGCUUCAUGGAGGUUGGAAGAACAGCUGUCUGCUUCACUGGCUACCCUCCCUAGAUAUUGUUUCUGGGAUUCUAUAAAUGAUUGUUAAAUGUAUGUUUGAAAUCAGAAUAUUGGAAAAUCAUGGGAUGUUGCAGUUUGGAAUUAAACACUGGACGUGGGCUCUCCUAUCACCUUCCAGUGAAGGUGCACAUUUUCAUGGUCUUCUUUCUUUGGGGUUGUAUUAUAUCUCUACCCUAUCAGAGAAAGUAUUGGGACAAAAGGAAUAGAAGUGAAGAGGUCUACUGAGCCAUAUAUGUGUGUGUGUGUAUAUAUAUAUAUAUAUAUAUACACACACAUAUAUCCUGCCAUUUUAGACUAUGCAGAUGAAAAACCAAAAUCAAAUAAGAUAGGAAAACUUACAUAUUAAAAAUACUAGAACAAUAUCAUGGCAGAGCUUUGUUCUGAAAUCAUCCUGAAUAAGGUAAACUUCCAUCAGAAUUCCAGAUAGUCCUUCCAGGUGAACACAAAAUUGAUUUUUCAAGAGACUGAACAUUUGGGUUUCAGCCAAGGACUAAUAACUCAGUUCUUUAAAUGUAACACUUUGGUAGCAGUGGUUUUAAGAAUUGUCUUAUCUGGGAAACAGCAUUAAGAAGGUGUUAAAUUGUUUCAGGUCUUUAAGUAAAUGAAAGAUAUAGUGAAGUGAUUAUGUCUUCUUAGUAGUUUAAGAAUGCAAGACAAUGUAUAUUGAUUAACUUACUGAAUUCAGUCUAAAAAAAAUCGCUGAAAUAUUUUUAAAAACCAUUUUUCUUCCACAAUGCCUAUUUUGCAUCAUGAAGCGAAUCUGAGCAUUAACUAUUCCUGUAAGUUAGGUACAAGUCAUUUAUGAAAUUUUACCUCAUUGGUUAAAGCAGUCUCAAGUCUUCUAAUGAGUUUACAACUUUUUCUAUUGAUGCACUGCUGUACAAUGCUCAGUGCCUUGUUCCUAUGCCUUUGACCCACAAAAUGUGGUGGUCCUGUUGAUUUGAUGAUGUAACAUCUCAGAUGUGAGCUUCUUUUAGACAAGUUGUUAGUUUAACAUCAGUCACAGAGUUAACACCAAAUGUGGACCAACCAAGUAAGAAUACAGUGAUGGAUUUGACAGCUAAGUAAAAAAAAAGUAUGUUUGUUGAAUUACUUCUUCAAUGCUUUAGCCUAAGGCACAGGUACUCCAGUUCUUGUUCUUCUUUCUCUUAAAAAUACUUACUAUCUAUUUUAAACACUACAGAGAGAUGUUUAAUUAUACAACAUUUGAAUCUCUAGUUUCAAAUUACACUUCAGUUUCAAAAGAAUAGUGUUCUGUAAUUGUGCACAAAACAAGAAACCAUUUAAGAUUUUUUUCAAAGUAGCAUUUCAUUAUUUGAUUCUAAUAGUUUUUAUUAAGUUUCCAAUAUUAAGUAUAUGAGAGGUAAUAUUAACUAAUGAUCAAUAUUAAGCAUUUAGAACUGAGGAUUAUGAAUUUUAUAAAACCAUGAGAUGGUUACCCCAAUAUUGGCAGUAAUUGGUCACCCAGUAGGUAGAUUUUAUGAAUAUUUUUGCAUAAUUUUAAAUGUUCUCCUUAAUGAAGAAUGAUUUCACUUGUGGAAGAGAUGUACUUUCCUGCUUGAGAGAACCAGUUAGUGAUACUAUGAAAUUAGCCACAAAUGCAGUAUCUCUGUCAAAUCAAACUCUGUUAUUGCAGUGUUGUACAUUUUGUACAGCUCAUAUUGCUUCCUUCCUGGGUGCUAAUAAAAAUAAGGAAGAGCAUGGAAAUUGGUUUCUUGUAUAUAAGCUUUAAUUAUUAUGGCUGAAGAGUGUUUGCAGAGCUAGGUUGUAAGAUAAAUAAAGACAAAUUUAAUUCACAAGGUUAUCUGUAACACUGCAAUCUGAAACAAACUCAAGUGUUGAGUUUCUAGGAUGUACAGAGAAACUAGCAAGGGAGGAAGUAGUUUUUAAGGUAAGUAAAUAGUUCCUAUGAGGUAGAUAUUUUCCUUUUAAAAUGCUUUGUACUCACCUUCUAGUUCUCUACCAAGAAAUUUCUCACAUUUUAAAAGGA
Dama dama (fallow deer) is the source of this 5242-nucleotide messenger RNA. RefSeq names its product anoctamin 5 (gene ANO5). Gene Ontology annotation, biological process: chloride transmembrane transport. Gene Ontology annotation, cellular component: plasma membrane. The transcript is spliced from 21 exons. The coding region runs from base 55 to 3036 and encodes 993 amino acids. Gene Ontology annotation, molecular function: protein dimerization activity; chloride channel activity. The record is from RefSeq and is a predicted model, not a curated record. NCBI's taxonomy places the organism in Eukaryota, Metazoa, Chordata, Mammalia, Artiodactyla, Cervidae.